UCCUGCCCCCCACCCAUCAUCACGGCCUAGUCAGGAAGGGGGUCUCUGGGGGGUCCUGCCCUUCUACCACACCCUCCUGGCCUAGGCUGGCGUUGCUGGCUUGCCAGCAGUUGCAGCUGCCCUCUUAGGGCUGGGCGGGGGCCGGGGCGAGAGGGCAAGGCCAGGCGGGCCUGGACAGGCCAACCCCCCUCCCCAACAAGCUCCAGCAAGAAAGGUCAGAGGGAGGCCUUCUCCUCCUGGGAUGUGGGUGCCAAUCCCAACUGGAGCAUGUGGGCAACUGGCUUCCACUCCCUCUCCUGUUCUCAGUUUCUUCUUCUAUAAAAUGGGAGGAAAAUAUAUUCUACCUGCUGGGGAGAUUAAUGAGACCAGAUCAUGAGGUCCAGAGUGCCUAAAAACUUAGAUUACAGCCCCUCCCAGCUCUAGGGUCCCAACUGGCUCCUCACUCCCUCCAGGCCUCCCCAAACAAUGGGCCAAGGCACUCAGGACUGGGAUAUACAUUCCAGCCAGGAGAAGCAGCUGGGAACAGCCUACUGAGGUUGGGGGGCCCUUGGCCUGAUUUUGUGGGCCUCCUAGAAGGCUACCUAAAGCAGAUCCCUGGGCUAGUCUCUUGGACAGCCCCCUACUCUCACUCCCUGCCUCCCUGCCUUUCCUGCAGAGCUGGGGCCUUUAAAAGUUUUUUCCUCCCCCCUUUCCAAUCUGGAGCCACUGCCAUUAUUAAAAAGGAACACCAUGUGUUUUAAAAGGGAAAAGUGUGAGAUUCUCUGCAAGCAACGCAGGAGGGUGGCCUCCAUCCCGGGGUCCCCACAGGGGUCCUCAUCUCCCAUUCCACUAGUACCUGCAGACACUUUACAACCCACCCGCCUGCUGGUCAGGUGCUAGGACACACCGUAAGUAGAAACAUAUUGCCGAGGUGUGAGAAUCUUUUAUUUAAUUUCUUACCCCUUAAAGGAAAAAAACACACACACAACAACCACCCCCCACCACCACCACCUUCCCUGCUGCUCUACAGGCUGGGAAACAAAGCCUGUUGUGGAUGAUGGCACUCACAGGCACUGCCCACUGCCUCGCAGAGUCUUCGGGGGCCCCGGGUGUGGGGGUGGGGAGCCUGGGGCAGUUCCUCACCUGCCCAGGCACCCUGGGCAUGCUGGAUUUUCAGCAAGUGCCCCUAGCAAGUGCCAGGACCCUGCCCUUUCUAGAGGAGCACCACAGGGAAUCUGCAGAUAGUCCUUUGCAGUGUGGGGUGGCCUGGGCAGCAGUGUGUGCCCCCCAGGCAACUUAUGUACCCUGACGUGGUGUGUGGGUGUGGGGUGACCGUGAGUGUCCAGGGUAAGCAGUGCCUGCGUGAGGAAUGAGUGUGUGACCACGAAAGUGUGUAUGCCAGGGAUGGAAUGUGUGUGCGCCCCGAUGGUGUGCGAAUGUGCAUCUGGGAUGCAGUGUGCAAGCGUCUGAGGGCGAGGGUGACGGGCCACAAGCCAGUGAGUCUUUGUGUGUCUCUGGGUGUGUCCCAGAGCGGGUCUAGAUAGAGACGGUGUCCUGGCGGGUGUGUCGAUAGGAUGGGGGGAAAAGAGUGCCUGGAUACCAGGAGCUCUCAACGGAGUGGGGGUCUUGGCUUGACGGGCUGUGGGUUCCCGCCCUCCCCCCGCAGGCUGCGCCCGCGAUGCCCGGACUCGCUGGCUCCCGCUUCCUCUCCCUCUCACCCACUGGCUCACAAAGAUUUCUCUCGCUGGAGGCUCCCAGCCCGGCCCAGCCCGGCCAGGAACGGUUCGGAGCGCCCCCGGUGGAGGAGCUUGAGCAGGAGGACUCCUCUAAGUCCAGGAAUGAGUAUGACAGGGCCGUCUUCAUCAGUGCAUGUGAGCGAGGUUGCCGCCUCUUCUCCAUCUGCCGGUUUGUGGCCAGGAGCUCCAAACCCAAUGCCACACAGGCCGAGUGUGAAGCAGCCUGCGUGGAGGCCUACGUGAAGGAGACGGAGCAGCAGGCUUGCAGUGAGGGCUGCUGGAGCCAGAACCCAGAGCUGGAGCCUGAGCCAGAGUCUGAGCAGAAGAGAAAGGUCCUGGAAGCUCCAAGUGGGGCUCUCUCACUCCUGGACUUGUUUUCUACCCUCUGCAAUGACCUUGUCAACUCAGCCCAGGGCUUCGUCUCCUCCACCUGGACAUACUACCUGCAGACUGACAAUGGGAAGGUGGUAGUGUUCCAGACUCAGCCCGUGGUAGAGAGCCUGGGGCACCAGGGGGCCCGUUUGCAGCGAGUAGAGGUGACUUGGCGGGGAUCCCAUCCUGAGGCCUUGGAGGUGCAUGUGGACCCUGUAGGCCCCCUGGACAAGGUCAAGAAGGCCAAGAUUAGAGUCAAAACCAGCAGCAAGUCUAAGGUGGAGUCCGACGAGAUGCAAGACAACGACUUCCUCAGUUGCAUGUCCCGGCGCUCAGGGCUUCCUCGCUGGAUCCUGGCCUGCUGCCUCUUCCUCUCUGUGCUGGUGAUGCUGUGGCUGAGCUGCUCCACCCUGGUGACCGUGCCUGGCCAGCACCUGAAAUUCCAGCCCUUGACCUUGGAGCAACACAAGGGCUUCAUGGUAGAGCCAGACUGGCCUCUGUACCCUCCUCCGUCACACGCUUUUGGGGACAGUCCCCCACCCUACAAGCUGAAACUGGACCUGACAAAGCUGUAGGCCUCUCCUCUCAAGCACUGCCAAGUACAGGGGCUCCUCUGUGCUCAUUGCCCUGCACCCAAGGGUCUAGGCCUGGGUGGGACCAACCUUGGCCUCAUGAACCCCCGAAAUCCUUCUCUUUCCCUGGUCCCAUUUUUUACCCCUCUGGGUCCUGAGAUCACCAUGCCCCUAUCUGGGGGACAGGAUCUGGCCUUGGUUCCUCCCUGCCCCGCCUUUCCUUGGAGUGUGCUACUUUUUGUCUUCUAUUGUGUAACUUCUUGAGUAUUUGAACCCCAGUUCUGUGCCGCCUUCCUCCUUCCUUCCCUCUGGGAGGACUGAGGCUUCAAGGGAGCUGCCUUGUGCUAGGGCUCCCCUCUUUUCCCCACCCCACCUUCAGAGAUCUAACCCCAUAAGAGGAGGCCUCCCGCAGAAAGAGGCAGUGGGCAGCUCCAUGCUUGGAGGGUUGGCAGCUGAGGCUGGAAUUGCAGCAUGAAGGUUGGGAGGAAUAAACCAUGUAUAUAAAAGACGUCUUGGACCAAA
Molecule: messenger RNA, 3181 nt
Organism: Pteropus alecto (black flying fox)
Lineage: Eukaryota; Metazoa; Chordata; Mammalia; Chiroptera; Pteropodidae
Gene: TMEM59L
Product: transmembrane protein 59 like
Exons: 9
Coding region: 1658-2662 (334 amino acids)
Source: RefSeq, a predicted model, not a curated record